AUGACUAAUUUGCUAACUUCCAACAUAACUACCGGGGAGACCCACUUAUUGAUUGGGUAUUCUGCUGUUUCCAAUACCAGAAUCGUUUCAAUCAUAGAAUCAGGUGCAAACCCAAUUCUCAUUACCGAUUCACAACCACAAAAUUUUCCACCCAACAUCAUGCAAUAUGUAACUGACAAUAAACUACCGGUAUUAAUUGAUAAAGAUUUCCCAACCAAGAUCCCCCAUUACUUAACUACUCUAGGUCGAGCAGAGGUGGAUUCUAUUGUUGACCGAGUUUAUGUGUCGUUGCCCAGCUCACAGCUUGCCUUGAAGCAAGAGAUAUAUCAAAGAUGUCGCAAGUUGCGCAUACCGGUAAACACAACCGACUCACCAGAUUUAUGUACAUUUACAAUGUUGUCAACCUACACCUCGGGAGAUUUCCAGUUAGGUGUUACCACCAACGGGAAAGGAUGCAAGUUAGCCCUGAGAAUAAAACGAGAGCUUGUGAACUCGUUGCCCAGCGACAUUGAUGCAAUAUGCAAACAGGUGGGAGAGUUAAGACGACAAAUACAAAUGGAAGACAAAGCUGAAUCUGAGCACGGAGAACACGAAGAUGAUGCUAUCAACAACCACAAGUUCAAUUCGUUUGUGCCAGAGUUCAACAAAACGCAAGAGGACCUAAAGCUACAAAGGGCAAGAUGGUUGUCGCAAAUUGUCGAGUAUUACCCAUUGAAUAAAUUAGGUUCUAUUUCACUCAAGGAUCUAAGCAGUGCCUAUAAGUUACACAAACAAGCUAACGUCCCAGGUGCAAAAGAAGAAGACUCGGAAGCUGGCCAGAUGACCUUGGUUGGCAGUGGACCUGGGUCUGUGUCGUUGCUUACGUUGGGAGCGUUACAGGCUAUACAGACAGCCGAUUUGGUGCUAGCAGAUAAACUAGUUCCGCAACAGGUCUUGGAUGUAAUCCCCACUACACACCACACAAGAUUGUUCAUUGCCAGAAAGUUUCCUGGUAAUGCUGAGAAGGCCCAGGAAGAGUUGUUGACACUAGGCCUAGAAGCAUUGAGGAGAGGUGAAAAAGUUGUUCGUCUAAAGCAAGGAGACCCAUAUAUAUUUGGGCGUGGCGGAGAAGAGUUUAACUUUUUCUCGCAACAUGGGUUCAAACCAACGGUUGUGCCUGGGAUCACCUCUGCAUUGGCGGCACCGGUGUUGUCAAACAUCCCAAUGACACACAGAGACGUUGCUGACCAAGUUUUGAUUUGCACUGGUACGGGGAGACGCGGUGCCGUGCCCAAUUUGCCUGAUUUUGUGUCGAGCAGAACCACGGUGUUUUUGAUGGCGCUACACAGAGUGGUUGAGUUGAUCCCAUUGUUAGUCAACGACAAGAAGUGGGAUGAAAACUUGCCCGUGGCAAUCGUUGAACGUGCAUCGUGUCCCGAUCAGAGAGUCAUUCGCACCACGUUGAGUAAGGUCGGAGACGCUGUUGAGGCUUGUGGGUCGAGGCCACCUGGAUUGCUUGUGACAGGGUAUGCGUGUGAGGUGAUUUGCAAAAAUAGUGGUAGCGAGAGCUUACCUUGGGUUGUGGAAGAAGGUUGUAAUUCUGGAGAUGAUGGUGAGUUGAAGAGAAUUGUCGAGCUUGUCAAUGGCAACUGCAAGGAGAGCACUGCUGUUGUCAGUCCUAACUUGCAAAAGGAAAUAGCUGCAUAA
This is a messenger RNA of Candida albicans SC5314, 1686 nucleotides long. RefSeq names its product uroporphyrinogen-III C-methyltransferase (gene MET1). The transcript has a single exon. Gene Ontology annotation, molecular function: uroporphyrin-III C-methyltransferase activity. The record is from RefSeq and is a predicted model, not a curated record. NCBI's taxonomy places the organism in Eukaryota, Fungi, Ascomycota, Pichiomycetes, Serinales, Debaryomycetaceae. Gene Ontology annotation, biological process: siroheme biosynthetic process; sulfate assimilation. Bases 1 to 1686 code for a protein of 561 amino acids.